UUCAAUUUAGAUGGAUGUACCCGAUCGAAAGGUAAUAGAAAACAUUCUGUUAUUUUUUUCGUGGUGCAGGAUUCAUGUUUAAUAACUUAAACAUGUGCUUUUUUGUUUAGAUUUCUAUGUGGACUAAAGCAAAGUGUCCGCAACAAGGCCCAUCCGGAAGGUUCAAUCGCAGAAGCAUAUAUUGCAAAAGAGAGUUUGACGUUUUGCUCGAUGUACUUACGCGGGGUAGAAACUAGAUUUAAUCGAGAUGAUAGAAAUAAUGAUAUAUCAUCUGAUGAUGCUUUAUCAAUCUUUUCACAAAACUGUCGGCCUUUUGGAGCUGCAACAUAUGCUGAAUUAUCAAAGGAUGAACUCACAGCCACCCAAUGGUUUGUCUUUCAAAAUUGUGAAGAAGUCAAGCCAUAUUUUGAAUUGCACAAGGAAGAGCUUCUCCUAUCCGGGUGUGAAAAUAUUGACGAAGAACACAAGGACAAAUUUCCUACAUGGUUCAAAAUCCAGGUACGUAUACAUAAUAUAAAUAAAGUCUGCUGUUGCACCAUAUACUUGUGAUGAUGUUAUUGAUUAUUUUAAGCAUUUUGUUAGAUGAGUAGAUUACUUAAACAAGAUCCAUCUGAAGCAAACGAGUCUCUUUAUUCACUUGCAUGUGCACCACAUAGGUGUGUUCGAAAGUACUCUGGCUGCAUUGUUAAUGGAGUAAGAUUCUUAACUAAAGAUCGCGAUAGUCACCGGAAAACUCAAAAUAGUGGAAUUGUUGUGGAGGGGAACCAUGGUGAAGAGAUCAUAGAUUUUUAUGGUGUUCUAGUUGAAAUUGUUCAACUUGAUUAUGUGAAAGAUAGACAUGUUACUAUAUUCAAAUAUGAUUGGUUUGAUCUCGGAAAAAGAAAAGAAAGGAUACGAAAGGAGGGAUAUAUUACUAGUAUUAAAGUGACUAAAACGUGGUAUGAAAAUGACUCAUAUAUACUAGCUGAUCAAGCCAAACAAGUUUUGUACAUGAACGAUCCUAAAUUAGGACGUGACUGGAGAGUUGUGCAACCAUUUCAACAUAGACAUAUAUAUGAUGUGCCAGAGAGACAGGACGAAGUGAUAAAUGUUGAUGAUGAUUCUUCGAUGGAAGACGAAGUGUAUCAAGAGAUUGAAAUUAACGAUACAUUUGAAGUUAUCCAAAAUGAUAUACAAUCCUUACAUAGAGAGGAUAUACAAUCUGAAGACGAUGAGGAAACAUUCAUUUCAAACGAAUCAGUUGUAUCACGUGCAGUUGAUAUCGAUGAUGCCCAUGAAGAAGAUUUAGAUGACACUCCAAUUGAUAGUACUGAAUCCUCCCAACAAAGUACUAGUACUGGUUCUGAGUUUGAAAGUGACGAUUCUGAUGGAUAAUUUGAUGUUGCUUGCUAUUCUCAAUGAAAUGUGGUAAGAUUUUAUUUGUAUUGCAUUGUAUAUCCUUAUUUGUUGGCUUACAAUAUUUCAUUCUAUUUUUCUUAUCUAUGUUUUGAUUUAUAACACUUAGCAAGUACGUAGUAUUAUGUAUUAAUUCAAGCUUUUGGUGUUAUUCAGUUAUUAAGCUGUAUAUAUGUAUGUUUAUUUGUUUCAAGAACAUUACCUAAAGGUUCUGUUUGAGGUUGUUUAGGAAUCCUUGCUCAGGAAUCAUGACAGCUUCUUCUAGACGACAUCUCAGCAAUUGUCUUGAUGUGAUGCUCGUUCCUACACUGCUCUUCAAGUCUCACAUAAAUUUUGUUGAGAAGAGAAGUUGCUCUGAAUAUGCAGAAUGGUUGGUGGGAGAGUUCUGAAUAUAGGAUUUUAUUAAACUUCGUUCAUGUAGUUUUUAAUGUUAAUCUGUAUGCAAAUUUUAAUAUCUCAUGACCUAUUUUAUUCUCUGUUUCACAAAGUUUGAAAAUACUUAGUUUGUUCAGAAGGAUGAAUAGCAGGAGCUUGAACAAGUUGAAUAUUAAACUUUCUUUGAGGUUGACUGUGAACUGAUGUUG
Molecule: messenger RNA, 1979 nt
Organism: Cuscuta epithymum
Lineage: Eukaryota; Viridiplantae; Streptophyta; Magnoliopsida; Solanales; Convolvulaceae
Source: the annotation of a GenBank genome assembly